UCGGUGGUUCGCUUUUUGUUACUGAUUACCUUUGCUGUGCUUCAUCAAUUAAAAUUAUGACUCAUGAAAAAAAACUAGAAUUUACAGAAAUCACAAUUCCCGUACCUUGGGGUCAUAUCUCGGGACGUUGGUAUGGUGAUCAUACAGUUCGACCGCUGCUAGCUUUACACGGUUGGCUCGAUAAUUGUGGCAGCUUUGCCAAAUUGGCACCCCUACUCAUACAAACAAUUGGCAGUGUGCUUUGCAUCGAUCUUCCCGGACAUGGAUAUUCUACACAUUUACCACCUGGAACAGUUUACCAUUCUCUAGAAUAUGUACGUGCUGUCCUACGACUGAUGAAGGUAUACAACUGGCCGAAAAUUUCAUUGCUGGGUCAUUCCAUGGGUGGAGCGGUGGUGUUUUUCUUCGCAGCACUAUACCCCACUAAAGUGGAUGUGCUAAUAGGGAUUGAUGCCAUCAAAAGACCGGUUUUGAAGCCACAAGACAAAAUAGAAUAUUUUCGACAUGCGAUGGGCAAAGCAUUGCAAGAUAAUCAGCGUCUAGUCGAUGACACAUCCCAGCAGGAACCACCAAACUAUACGUUUGCCGAGUGUGAGCAAUUGCUGCAUAAGGGGUCGGGCUACUCGGUGGAUCUGGAAAAUUGCAAAUAUAUCUUGGAAAGGAAUUUGAGCAGGUCACAAAAAUAUCCCGAGCGAUACUAUUUUUCGCGCGACACACGCCUUAAGUACAUAACGGCUUUGGAUGGAGACCAUGCACUUUUCGAAGCCAUGGCUAUGCGUAUUAGUGAAGCUGCAGUUCCUUAUGUGGUCAUAAAAGCAGGUGCUUCAAACUAUAUGGACGAUGAAUCGAUGCAGUUAAUUCGUUUAUUAGAAAAGCAUAAUCCAAAUUUUGAAACACAUGUGAUUGCCAAUGGCAAGCAUCAUGUGCAUUUGAACGAGGCACCGGUUGUGGCAGAGUUGAUCGCAUCGUUUUUGAAGCGACAUCGCCCAUUGACAGUUGUACGUGCCGAGCAGCCAGGUGUUGAAAACAAAAACGAAACGGUGGCAAAGGGUAAAUUGUGAACUUGAAAACGCAUGC
Molecule: messenger RNA, 1077 nt
Organism: Rhagoletis zephyria (snowberry fruit fly)
Lineage: Eukaryota; Metazoa; Arthropoda; Insecta; Diptera; Tephritidae
Product: probable serine hydrolase
Cellular component (GO): membrane
Source: RefSeq, a predicted model, not a curated record